AUGGCAUCUGCCUUUUCGGCUCCCUCUGCAGCCGCUCAAGCGACGGCGAUGGAGGAUGUGAUUCGCAAGUACUUUGACGGUGUCAACAAGAAGGAUCCCGAACAAAUCAAGAGCUGUUUUGGAGACAAGGCGACCAUUCGAGAUGUCUGUGGCAUUAAUGAUUCCAAACGAGAUGUCGUGGCCCAAGACUUGGCCGAUCGCUGUAUGGAAUUCUUGACGGCACAUCCCGAUACCAAGGUCAAUUUUCAUUAUGGACCCGAGUGUGGAAGAAAUUCCCGAUGGGUGGUGGCGCAUUGGUAUGAAACUGGAACAUGGAGUGGAGAAUCCUGUGGAUUGCCACCUAAAAAUGAACCCAUGCAAGUGGAGGGACAAACACGCUUUUAUGUCAAUGAAGACUUGAAAAUUGUGGACAUGGUCGUCACGAGAACCUUUACCAAUUGGGAAAAUGCCAUGCUCCAAAAACGAGCUCAAGAAGAACAACAAUAA
Molecule: messenger RNA, 486 nt
Organism: Seminavis robusta
Lineage: Eukaryota; Bacillariophyta; Bacillariophyceae; Naviculales; Naviculaceae
Source: the annotation of a GenBank genome assembly